AUGGAAAAACUUGUUAAUUUUAAAUUUGUGCCAGGAAAAGUGGCCGCCAUUUCGGGGGAUGAGAUGGAGGAACAGUCACAUAAAACCGUCCAUUUGCUUUGCUCACCCUGUAAACGUAAGGAAAUGAAUAAAAAAGCGGACACAUAUUGCACAGAUUGUCAAGAUUAUUACUGUUCGGCUUGUGUAAAAUUUAAUGAGGAUAUUCCAGCCCUCUCUGGACAUAAAAUUCUAGAUAAAGAUACAGGAGAAGUUGAGACAUCUGUGCUUCCUAACCAAACUGCUCGAUCACAGUGGGUACAAAAACAGUUAGAUUUUGUAGAUAAAAAUUACCUUGACGGAAUCAACUUUGAUUACGAGCGUGCAAUAUUAUAUAAUCAGACUCAACUUCGCAAUGGAUACACAGGUCUUGUAAUGGAAACAAGACAAGCUUUUCGAGAAAAGUUCCUAUCAUCUAUGUUAAUGACAUUGAAAGCCUUGUUUAACUUGUUUUCUUGUCUCUUUCUUGACUUUAAGAUUAGUGUUGAUGUGGCGUGGUCUCCUGCCGGAAUAGAUUCACGUUUCUAUGACUAUGUUAAACUAUCAAAAGCUUCUGACUAUUUCUUUGUUAUGGCAUACGACGAGCAAAGCCAAAUACUUGGUGAAUGUAUUGCUUAUGCCAAUAGCGGGUUGGAAAGAACAAUGUCAGGCGUUAUGGAAUACUUAGAAAUUGGAAUAUCGUCUGACAAGCUCAUUCUUGGAGUGCCUUGGUACGGCUACUAUUACCCAUGCUUGACACAACAUUCUGCAUGUGUAAUGAUAUUUCAGGAUGACAAAUGCUAUUUAAAGAAGGUUCCAUUUCGUGGUGUUAAUUGCAGUGAUGCAGCGGGACGUCAACUGAAUUACUACACUAUAAUACAGCUACUAAAAAACUCUACAAGUGGACGUGUAUUUGAAAAAUCUACAAUGACACCUUACUUUAAUUACAAGAAUAUUUCGUCAGGCAUUAUGCAUCAGAUACGUUAUGACGAUCCACAAAGUUUAGGAUAUAAAUAUACGUUUGCAAUAGAUGAAAACUUACGAGGUGUAGGGAUAUGGAACACGGAGUGUGUGAAUUACACAAGCGGAAAACAUGACGACAUCAUUGCUGUAAAAGAAAUGUGGGACGCCCUACCAGAAUACGAAAAAUAACACCAGCAGACAAUUAUUAUGUGUACUGAAAUAAUCAUCAAUGAACUUAAAACAACAUUUUGACAUUGUUAUUGACUGAAUUAAAAAAUAUUGAUAAUUUGUUAAUAGAUGUUCGUAAAACUGUUUAUCAAUUGAUCAACCGAUAUUUAUUAUGAUGUUUGGUCUAUAUAUCACCA
Messenger RNA from Ruditapes philippinarum (Manila clam), 1343 nucleotides. RefSeq names its product di-N-acetylchitobiase-like. The transcript has 6 exons. Bases 1 to 1167 code for a protein of 388 amino acids. Lineage: Eukaryota; Metazoa; Mollusca; Bivalvia; Venerida; Veneridae. Gene Ontology annotation, molecular function: chitin binding; chitinase activity; zinc ion binding. Gene Ontology annotation, cellular component: extracellular region. The record is from RefSeq and is a predicted model, not a curated record. Gene Ontology annotation, biological process: carbohydrate metabolic process; chitin catabolic process.